This is a messenger RNA of Pneumocystis jirovecii RU7, 435 nucleotides long. RefSeq names its product histone H3. The coding region runs from base 1 to 435 and encodes 144 amino acids. The record is from RefSeq and is a predicted model, not a curated record. The transcript has a single exon. NCBI's taxonomy places the organism in Eukaryota, Fungi, Ascomycota, Pneumocystomycetes, Pneumocystales, Pneumocystaceae.
AUGCGGUGGGUAUAUAAGCACGCGCAUACAACGUGUACACAGUAUACACAGUGUUGUAGUGAGAGGGCAGGCAAUGGCGCGUACAAAGGUGAGGCGGAGGGCGGAGGGGAGUGGCCGGUGCUAACGGGUGCAGCAAACAGCACGGAAGUCGACGGGGGGGAAGGCGCCGCGAAAGCAGCUGGCGACAAAGGCGGCGCGGAAGUCCGCGCCAACGACGGGCGGCGUCAAGAAGCCGCACCGGUACCGUCCAGGGACGGUCGCGCUGCGGGAGAUCCGGCGGUACCAGAAGAGCACGGAGCUUCUGAUCCGGAAGCUGCCGUUUCAGCGACUUGUGCGCGAGAUCGCGCAGGAUUUCAAGACAGACUUGCGGUUUCAGUCGUCAGCGAUCGGCGCGCUGCAGGAGGCCGUCGAGGCGUAUCUCGUCUCGCUCUUUGA